UACCCUCAGACCUGUUUAUACAGAUAGAAGAUCUCAGCUCAGCGGUCCAUGUUAUUGAGUAUGCUGGUUUACAUAAGCUCUGUCAUCAGCACAAACUUUGUUGGGAAGUAGAAUGGCACAUCGAAGGAUGAUGGGGCACACCGGGUGGCUGGUUGUCUUUGUCUUCGUCUAUGGAUUUGGAAGUGGUUUAUGUGACAUCUCCCUCACCAUGGAAAAGACAGUGACGGGCUAUAGAAGGGAAUCGGUGGUCAUACCAUGCACCUAUAAAGCAUCGAAUAAUGAAGACAUAAUCAAGAUUGAGUGGGAAUUUCAAAGCCAUCUUGUCAUAUACAGGGCUGAUGAACAAGACCAUAUCCCUCUUUCUAAGUACAGAGAGCGUGCAGUAAUCUCGAAAUCACCCUCUGGGGAUGUGUCCUUGACCCUUCGGAGAUUGGACAUGGAUGACAGAGGGAACUUCAAAUGCAAAGUCACCGGGAGAGACCGCAAUGGAAAACUGAUAACACAAGAACAUGUAACUAUACUUAAAGUCCUUAGAAAAAAAGGUGAAACGCCAGAUGUGGACAGUGGAGAAAAUGACUUCUGGACAACAAGACCACCUACAGAACAACCCAAAGUCACAACUGCAGAAGACGCAGUGACUACAAAAGUCCUUAUUACUACCAAACCUGAUGUGAGGGUUAGUACAUCUGGAGAAGAAACUUUCACAGAGGACAAUGUUUCUAGCAGUGAUGAGCAUGAGGAAAUAAUUACCACAAAGAUCCCACACGUUGUAACAGGAACCUUUAUUACUGUCAAUUCUGAUGUAGAGGUUAGCUCUGUUGGCGAGGAACCAAAAUUAACUACAGAAAAUGUUGUUACUGAAACACCCCAUAUGGAAACUGAACAAACUACACGGCAGAACGUUAAAACAAGAAUCUUUAUUACAGUCAUUCCUGAUGUAAAAGUUAGUUCUGUUGGCAAAGAACCAGACUUGACUACAGUGAACCAAAUUUCUAACAUUGAUGACCAUAAUAAGAAAAUAACUCCUACAAAGAACUCACAAACUGUGACAGAACAAAUUGUUACUGAAACACCCAAUAUGGAAACUGAAACAACUGCAUGGCGGGACCUUAAUACAAGAGCUUCCAAUGAAGAUGACUCAGCCAUUGCCAGGACAAAACAACCCAGGAAGUUCCAUUCCAGCUCAUUUCCCGCAUUCUCAUUCACCACUCCCGUCAUGCACAAUAACCCACCAGCUGAAGCCAUUAAAACAGGCUCCGGAAUAUUUUUCUACACUCUUAUUAUUGGUUUACUCUGCAUAGUAUCGGUUUUAAUCGUCACGAUUGUUCUGAUUGCCAGAAGAAAGAAAACGAAGAGUCAUAACUACAACCUACCCACUAUGAACCAGCUGGCAUUGAAUUUAGAAGGACGUUCAUGUGAAGCAGCAUCAAAUAGUUAUGAGCCUGAUUUUCCCGUGUCUCAGUAUGAGCAGCUCCCAAUGUGUUCUAAUGAGUAUGAGCAGCUUGUUCUGAAAAAUCCAGAAGGAAAUGACAGCCAGUGUCAAAGUUCAAAAUGAUGUGCACCAUGCAUCUUUGCUUAACCCAGAGCUCACCAUGAUUUGAAAAAAAAAAAAAGAAUAACCAUAAUCGGCCUGGACA
Molecule: messenger RNA, 1637 nt
Organism: Rana temporaria (common frog)
Lineage: Eukaryota; Metazoa; Chordata; Amphibia; Anura; Ranidae
Gene: VSIG4
Product: V-set and immunoglobulin domain containing 4
Exons: 15
Coding region: 113-1555 (480 amino acids)
Biological process (GO): negative regulation of macrophage activation; negative regulation of interleukin-2 production; negative regulation of T cell proliferation
Source: RefSeq, a predicted model, not a curated record